AGCCUCAACAUGAAAGUCCGUCACACUUUGAUCUGCUUCUUCUUGCUCUCUCUGCAGGAUGGAAACACUGGUCUCACCAAUGCCCAGAUCCCAUCUGUCUAUACAGGAACUGAAGGAGGAGAUAUCAGAGUUAGAUGCCCCUUUUCUUCACCUGGAGUCAGGAAGUUCUUCUGCAAGAGAGAAUGUAAACCAAAGGACAUCCUCAUUCACACAACUGGUGUCAGAGAUCAGAGAGGCAGAUACAGCAUCACAUAUGAAGGAGGAUUUUUUAUAGAUAAUGUUUUCGUGAGCAUCACACAGCUGACCAAGUCUGACUCAGGACUGUACAGCUGUGGUCUGGGUGGAUCAAACAUCAGGUUUGAAAUCAUUGUUGUAGAUGCACUGCUGGAUGGAAGUCCUCCUGAAGACAAAUCCCUCUAUACAAGAGCUGGAGGAAAUAUUGUAGUUGAAUGCUCCUUUACUGUCUCUGGAAGGGGGAGGUACUUCUGCAAGGAAGAAUGUGAAGAGAAAGACAUUCUUGUUGAAACAACUGGUUACACAGCUGAGAGAGGCAGAUACAGCAUCAGAUAUACACAACGAUCUCUGACAGAUGUAUCUGUGUAUGUGAGCAUCACACAGCUGACCGAGUCUGACUCAGGACGGUACAGGUGUGGUCUGGAAAGACGUUUAUCACCAGAUUCCUACUGGGAGUUUGAGAUCAUUGUGACAGAUGCUCCAACCACUUUAAAACCAACAUCAGACCCAUCAGCCUCCACACCAACAACAACAACACAGAGUUUAAACGCUCAGAUUGACGAGCAGCAGACUGGGACAGCAUCACGUCAAGAUGUGUGGCUGCCUGUCGGUCUGACUCUGGCCGUAAUGAUUGUCCUUUUAUUACUGGCUGUGGUGAUAUACUGCAGGAAGAGGUCUUCUAAACCCAAGGAAGCUCCAGUGGAAACAGAGUACACUUCUGUCACAGAGACCAACCAAGUGUACGAGAACAUCAGAGAGGACAGACACAGCAGAUCUGCUCCUGUGGAAAUCUCUUCAGUUUACACUCUCGCCAAAUAUACCCACCAAAAAACUCCUGAAUCCACUGAUGACUACAGCUCUGUCUCUGAAUCCAGAUUUCAAAAUACAGCUGAAGACCACUCAAGUAAAUUCACCUACUCUGAGGUGAAUUUUUCCAAACAGUCCAACAGAGCCCUCCGUGGUGACGAUGAUAACGUCGUCUACUCUGUUCCUCGGGUGGAGGCGAGCUCUGAUGCCGGCCAUCUGGAAGAUGAUUCUCCUGUGUACUCUACUGUUACUUAGCUCCACAUUCAGUCUCUGAGGCCAACAGUUUGAAUACGUAACUGUGUAAAUAAGCUGAAACAUAUUCACACAAAUAUGUUUUUUGUGUCUGACUUUUUAAAGUAAGAACAGUUGUAAGAGUAGUUCUGUCCUCAGUAACAUAACCUCCAAUCUGCUGCCUCAACAGCACGCUUCAGGUUAGAGCUACUUUCACUACUUCUGUAUUUUUUAUUAAGUUAUUAUAUAUGUUAAAGAAUUAUUAUCCGUUUUCUUGGUUAUGACUAAGACAAAUAAUGAAUGUUUAAGUUAGCAUUACCAUUACAGUAAGUUGGCUGAAUUAUUUUAUAUAAAGUUAGCAGGUUA
Micropterus dolomieu (smallmouth bass) is the source of this 1638-nucleotide messenger RNA. RefSeq names its product CMRF35-like molecule 8. The record is from RefSeq and is a predicted model, not a curated record. Gene Ontology annotation, cellular component: plasma membrane. Gene Ontology annotation, molecular function: transmembrane signaling receptor activity. The coding region runs from base 10 to 1296 and encodes 428 amino acids. The transcript has 8 exons. Lineage: Eukaryota; Metazoa; Chordata; Actinopteri; Centrarchiformes; Centrarchidae.